AUGCAGUUCAAUACACAACUCGGCAAGAUGAUAAAACUCAGCAAUCUUUGCAUAGUGAUGUUGUGCAUCACAAAUCCCAUGGCAAUAUCUAUGAACACAAGUUUGAAAGAGAUUCCAAAAUUCAAGGCUGAAAGAACUGCACUAGAUCCUGUUUGGUCACCCCACACACUCACCAGAGAUGUACAACAAGAUAAAUCAAGAGGCAAACAUCCAGAAACCAUAGCAAGACACAAGAAACAACAACAUGAUUUGGCUUUAGUAAAUGAAUCACACAACAAGGAUCCUCUAAAACAGCCUCAUAGAUCAUAUGAUGGGGGAAAGUUUCAUGGAAGAUAUUCAUCUUUUGGGCCAAUCAUUGAACCACAUGUACCUGUUGGCUUAAAGAGGGAUCAUGGAAAACUUUACAGAACUGAAGUAGGGAAGCAAAGUCAAAGCUCAAGAGACCGCCUCAUUGUGGAGUUGUUGAGCUCUCCAGGAUCAACCUCUCAUAUACAAAGAAUAAGUGAUGAAUGCCAUGUGCAAAAGCACAGGCCUCUUGGUCAUGCUGUGAAAGAUGCAAGGAUGGGUUCCAAUAAGCGUCAGAAAAUCACAGGGAUCCAAGAAUAUCAGUCGGAACAGUCUCAUACAUUAUCUGAUAGAGCCAAGUUUGUUGGAAGAGAUCAAUCUCUUGGAUCAAAAAACAAAACACCCAUAACAAGUUCUGCAAUCCCAAAUCAAGAAGUCCAUUCCAGAGCUGAAGUGGGAAUGGCAAAUCCAAGCUGGGAAGGUAGCCUGAGUUCAGGGUCAUCAAGCUCUUAUUUUCACAAGAUCAGUGAUGAUCAUCCUGUCCCAAAGCCAAGUCCUUUGAAGCAAGCAAGGACAAAACAGACUCCAAUACCAGGUUCUAGAAUUGACAACUUUAGAUUCCCACCUGAUCUUCUCCGCAUGGCCUCCAGACCUAUUAAACAUGUAGCAUCACCAACUCAGGCAGAUGCUGAUUCUUUUUCUAAAGCCAAACAGACAUUGACCAAUAUUCCUGAAAUCAAGGAUACUCCUUCACAAAGAGGCAUCAAUAUACAGGAGUUUCACUUGCACCCACCAGAAAAAAUGUGCUCAGCUGCAGCAAUCCAUUUCACACUAGACCUCAUGACAAAUUUGGAAAGUAAAUACAAUCUAGCAGACCAAGAAUCACAAUACCCUGCUUGGCAGGCAGGAAAACAAAUAUGGAAACUAGAUACAUUAUUGCCAUUUGUAUAUUUUGUGGUGACAUGCAAUGCAAAUUUGGGAAUUUGGGAAAAUAUCAAAAUAAUGACAUCAUACACCUUGAAGGUUUAUCAUCAGUGGUGUGUUAAAGAAAACACUUGUCAUGAUCAAGAGAAGCUAGCACGAUUUCUUUUGUGGCAUACAGAUGUAAUGUACCAUAUUGUGAAUGUGGAUCCAAAGAUUCAAACAUCACAAGGAGGCAAAAUGGAGAUAUCAACAAAUCUACAGUUUAUGGCUCCCAGACUAUCAACACUGGCUAAGAACUUCAAUGUGAUUCAUACUGAUCAGUCCUGUACAAGCUUCACAAGGAAUAUCAUAAAGAGAGAUGAGAUGUUGAAGCGACAUGUUUCUGAAACUUUUGAGGGUGACUAUCAAAAAGGAUAUCCAAUCAAAAAGAACAGCAAGAGACAACAUGAUUCAGUUUGGGAUAGCUGGAGAAACAAAUCUUAUGAGAUAAGUGAAAGAGCUAAAGAUGUACAAUGGCCAAAGCUAAUCAAUCCCCUAAGGCAUCAUUCUGAGCCAAUGCUUUUUUUAAAUGGGGACAUCAAUCAUGAUGUGAGUGUAAAGAAAAAGCACAGGGCUUCUGGUUUCAUCAAACAAUGGGAGAAUCAAUUCAAGAAAACAAUGGAAUUCAUAAAGGCUUCACAAUCAGAAAACUUGGGUUUUCCACGUACAUCAAUCAAGGACUUCUCUCGUGGGAUCCAUGCAUUCUUAAAGGAAAAUAAUCCUGCUAAAACAUCUAAAUAUCAAGUCACAAUGUUCUCUGAAUUCCUUCAUCAAGAUUCAAAAGACAAAUUAUAUGCAGAGUUUUGGGCUCGUUUUGUAGCUGUGGAAAAUGACAAAUUCCAACUGGCACAACGCCGUAAAAAUUCUUUUUUCAGAAACCUUUGGUGA
Molecule: messenger RNA, 2136 nt
Organism: Melampsora larici-populina 98AG31
Lineage: Eukaryota; Fungi; Basidiomycota; Pucciniomycetes; Pucciniales; Melampsoraceae
Exons: 1
Coding region: 1-2136 (711 amino acids)
Source: RefSeq, a predicted model, not a curated record